This is a messenger RNA of Salpingoeca rosetta, 1728 nucleotides long. RefSeq lists its product as uncharacterized. Lineage: Eukaryota; Choanoflagellata; Craspedida; Salpingoecidae. The transcript is spliced from 3 exons. The record is from RefSeq and is a predicted model, not a curated record. The coding region runs from base 1 to 1728 and encodes 575 amino acids.
AUGCCGGCAGGACGCGGCAACGAUGAUGAGGUCGCCUCCUCCGUCAUUGAGUUCCUCAAGACGGAGCAUAAGAAGACACUGGAGGCGCUACGCAAGGAGAUUGCCCAACUCCGAGACAAGAACACAGAUCUGAACUACAAGUUGACGCUGUUGCAAGAUGCAGACACGGAACAGCAACAACAACAACAACAACCAGAACCGACAACUGCAGCAGCACAGGAAGCAAAGAUCGAGGCGUUGGAGCAGCAGUGCCACGCACACCAACAAGCACGCCAUGCGCUAGAGCAAGAGCUCAACAUGCUUCGGGCCAAGCUGGCCGCCAUGGACGAGACAGUGGCGGAGCGAGACGCCGUCAUCCGCACAAUGACAACGGAACAGACAAGUCUGCACAAGCAAUGCGCCGCCCUGGAACAAGAGGUGCAGCGGUUACGCGACGACAACUCGCGAUACUCCCGCCGCCAAGCCGAGCUUGUCAUGCAACUGCGAAACGCUCGCGCAACACCAUCGCCAGCCAAGCACCAUGCCGCCAACAGCCAAGACCACGCGGCAUCUCCCGACACUGCACAGCGCACAAGCUCAUCUGGAUCGAGAACGCCCAACAGCGUCACAACGCUUGCCAGUCCCCGCCCUCCGCACGCCGUGGGCGGUCCACGGCACUCGCGAACAACACAACCGUCACCGUCAGCGCCACACGAGCCCGGGUCAUCCCCACUCUCCCCAACAUCGCCAGCAACACCACCCUCCGCCACCCGUCGCCUGCGCACCCCGUCUGUCACAUCCCCACUCCGCAGCACCGCUGGUAACAGCAGCGGCGGCGGCGGUGGUGGUGUCGUUGUGGCGGAUAUGUCGCCGCCCCGGGAUCCCCGCCAGUCCACGCGCGCGUCACGCACGCGCCACCGCAGAUACGCGCGCCCGGCAGCGUCGCCAACAACUGCGGGUGUGGGCACCGAUGCCGAGUACAUACAGCGGGAGACGGAGCGGCUGCGGCUCGUGUCUGCAUCUGCGCGGGGGUCUGGACGCAGGCGGCUGGGCUCAGCCAACUACCCGGUCGUGCCGCCCAUCGCGCCAUCAUCACCGUCACCAACAUCAUCGCCGCCACCGCCCUCUUUGCAUGGGCGCAUACACGGCAGCAGGGAAGGCGGGGAAGUAUUGAGUGGUGGCAACAGCACUGACACCAGCAAGAGAAGACCACAACACCAGGCGUCACCUGAUCACCACCACCACCAUCACCACCAUCAUCGGGAUGGCGGUGAUGAGGCAUAUCGGCCAUCGCCACCACGCGGGCCCGUGCUCUCCUCCAACCACCGCGUGCGCAGGAGCUGGGAGAGAUACGAGACUACCAGCACGGGUCGAAGCCAUCACACCAAUAACAACGACAACAGCAGCAGCGGUGACAGCACCACCGGCCACCAUGGCUUGGGCGUGGAUGGCCGUGACCACGGUGCACAGAGUGGCCCCAUGCGUGGUCAGGAUGUUGGUGUUGAUGACAACGAGGACGAUGCUGAUCCGCACAGGGCUGCUGGGCGCCACGUUGGUGACGGUGGUCGUGUUGAUGGUGGUGGUGACGGCAUGAGCCCGGCAUCAAGGGCAACGGCAGCGGCAGUUGCGCCGAGAAGGAAGAAAGGCGCUGGUGUCCGCGGCGGUCAUCGCGAUCAACACAUGCACACACCACCGACCGCUGUUCGCCAGCUGCCAACACCGCCCUCACCCCGCAUCAACCGCUCCUGA